Messenger RNA from Funneliformis geosporum, 942 nucleotides. The record is from the annotation of a GenBank genome assembly. Lineage: Eukaryota; Fungi; Glomeromycota; Glomeromycetes; Glomerales; Glomeraceae.
AUGCAAACAAACUUUGAGAACAAGGUUCGUGAAGCGUACCGCCGUGCGCUCAUGCGUGGAGAAUUACACUUUAUAGAAAGCACUGUUGAUAAAGUAACGGAGAAUGGCAUUGAGUUUGAAAUAUUUUUAGCUCCUAGCUUGGCCAAAAAACCUUCGGCGACUCACGAACAAAAAAACGAAAGUCAACCGAAACUUAAGGUGAAUCCUUUCUCACCCUAUAGUCAAGAUCUAUUUGUGCAAGAAUAUGGAAAACAUGUCAUUUUAUUGAAUAAAUUUUGUGUAGUUCCAAAUCAUCUCUUGGUCGUAACCAAAGAAUUCGAGAAGCAAAUAGAACCUCUCAGCCAAGAUGAUCUGAAUGCCUUGUGGUAUUGCAUGAUGCAAAUCAAGAGUCAGCAAUCACUUGCUUUCUAUAACUGUGGAGACUUUUCCGGUGCAAGUCAAACACAUAAACAUAUGCAGAUAAUCCCCUUACCAAGCGACAUCCGUUUUUCACCUCCAAUCAAUGGUAUUAUUUACACGUAUCAAAAUAAGAAGCCAGGCGAGAUUUUCGACUUUACUGAAUUGCCUUACGUUCACUAUGUGGUACUAUUAGACCCUCAAAAAUUGAGUGGACACCUUGGUCAUAGUUAUCAAGAAGAAGUUGGGCAAUAUUUAAUUGAAACUUAUCUUUCAUUGUUGAACAGCAUGAUUAAAGAAUUUGGUUCUUCCCCGCCGAAUGCAAGUCCCUCACAUUUGUCAUACAAUUUUGUGCUAACCCACACUUGGAUGAUGAUAGUACCAAGACUUAGUGAGAAAUAUGAACAAAUAUCUGUUAAUUCUCUUGGAUUUACGGGAAUGUUCUUGGUGAAGAGUGAGGAAGAAUUAGAGUAUGUUAAAAAGGUCGGAAUAUUGCGAAUGUUGGAAGGUGUGGCUAUACCAAAAAGCGUAAGAUCGAAUAAUUGA